This is a messenger RNA of Didymodactylos carnosus, 4177 nucleotides long. The record is from the annotation of a GenBank genome assembly. NCBI's taxonomy places the organism in Eukaryota, Metazoa, Rotifera, Eurotatoria, Philodinida, Philodinidae.
AGCCUUGGAAGUGAUAUUCGUGAUCACCGCGAAAUUCUCUAUCGAAUGGUGUAUGAAGUGUCGAAAAAUAAAUUUCACUGCAAGGCUGCCCUGGGUGCAUCUUACUGUAGUGAGAUGCGUAGGACUGUUCAUAUAGAAAGGUAUGAUGUUUAUUUCUUCCAACGUAAAGGAGCAAAUAUUAUCGGAUUGAAUCUACCAGAUAGACGUAAAACCAACACAAGUUCACUUUUUUAUCGCAUGUCGCAACGUGAGUCCUCUUUAAAAAUUUGCGGCAGGAUCGCGUUCGCUGUAAGACUCGCGAAUUUUAGCUACUAUAUUAGUCAUGUCAUAAGCUAUUAUUAAAAUGUGAAGUUUUAAAUUUAAAGUAUAAUAUGAGAAUAGAAAUAUAGAGUGAAAGAAUUUCGGAAAAAACUAAAAUACCAAAUAAUAGCGAAAGAAGAAGAGGAAAAAGCCAUAAUAACACAUUAGAAUGCCGCAUUCUAAUGUGUUAUUAUGGUUUCUUCUUUCGUUAUUGUUUGAUAUUUUAGAUUUUUCCAAAAUUCUUCUUUCGCUCUGCAUGUAUUUUUAUAUAUAUAUACUGCUUCUUUUCCUUUUGUCAUUCACUCCUGAAAAUGAUCUAAGUUGUGAUCGAAACCUCGAGUGUUUAAAUAAAUUCAGAAGAAUUUUUUAUUAUGAUUUUCAUAGCCGUAUUAUAAUUUAUAUUUAAAACUUUAUUUCCAACUGCUCAUUCAAAUAAUUUUUUCAAAAUGUAACAAGAUAUUAAAAUUUUUCGAAAAAUUGGUAAGAGUUAUAAAGCAGAUGCGUACGCAAAACAAAACGGUGAAUAGGAUUUACAUAGGAGACGCUGUAUCAUGUCGCGAUUUUAAGAGAAAAAUGUGAUCGCGAUGUGACAACUUUUUCUUACAGUAAUCGUGCUUGGAUCGCGAUCGCUAUUGGCGUUUUACGAUCGCGGAUUAAAAAUUUUCGUGAUACUUCAUCGCGAUUACGAAUUAUUACGAUUACGCAAGUGUUACGCCAUUGCAGAGCGAGGACCGUGUUCGCAACGUGAAUGCAGCAAAGAAGGUGGACUCGUGUCACGUCCCAAGCAUAAAAAAGUGUAGUAUCGGUCGAUUCAUCUAGAUUACUUGGUUUUUCACUCGAUCACAACUGUUGGGUAAUGACAGUGGAAAUAUAGUGAUCGGUCGGUUGCUAGAUAUCAUCUACUUAGUUGCAACUAUCGAUUUAUCGCCCGAUAAUCGAUCAACUUAACUAUUGUUAGUUGUACGUGCAGACACAUCUAGUUAAUAGUUCCUUUUCUAACUAGUAAUCUAGAUUGCAAUAGUGUUUCUCCCGAUUACAGACGAAAUGUAUCUACAUUUUUCUCAUGGGUGAUGUUUCCUAGGGAUGGAAAUCUGUAUGUGCACAUCGCUAGUUUUAAGAAAGUUUGAAAGAAAAGAGAUGUCCGCGCCCACUAGAGUUAUGGCGCAAUGCAUCAGAGUAUAAAGAUUACUUCCUUAAGAUGGGUCUGUGGUAAGAAAUAUUAAAAAAAAGCAUUUGCUUCCAAAUAUUUGUAAAAAAACAAUCUUUCUGAGAAGUAACUUUUUAUUCAGUUUUAAACUUUUAUCUAAUCCUCCCAGGUCAAAAAAUCAGAUCAAAAUCUUACGGAAAAUCAUAAGAACGGAUUCAUGUUAUAUAAUCUUAUAAAAGUCAUACAAGAAUCUUACGAAAUCUGAUGAAAUCUCACUAUAAGAUCUUAAAUCAAGAAUCAGUUUUUAUGUUUCUUAUAGAAUCUUACAAAUUCUUAUAUGAAUCUUGCAGAAUUUUACAAGAAUCUUAUAAGAUCUUACAGCCAGAUUCUUUGACCUGGGUAGGACAUAAACGUCCAUAGGAUCGUGUUUAACCACGAUCUUGUCACGUUUUAUGAGCUGAUCAUGUAAGUUCUUAUGGCAAGAAGUUGAGUUAAGAUUCCGCAGGAUCUUACAAGAUCUUGUAAGAAAACGGCAGAUCUUGUAUUACCAUUUAAGACUGAGUUUCACCUGGAGAAAUUCUGAAGAAAUUUCUCUUUAUUUUCAAUAUUUUAAUUUUUUCUUUUAAAAUAGCGACUGAUUGUCUAGUUUCUCUGAUAAUUCUUUUAACAAACAAACAUAUGAUAUGAUAAACCGUUGUGUUUAUCAAGAUGGUCACCUAUCGAACAAUGUUAGAUGAAGGGUGAUGAUACCUCUAAGGGUAUGAGAUAAUGACAUGUCAGAAUAUAACUGUUUUUGUAGUAUAGACUGCAGAAAUGUUUUUGUACCAUCACAUACCUUGAUGUAGCAAUUGCACAUAAAACAAAUAGCCACCGUUGGUGAAGAGCAAGACAACAUUCUAGAUCAGUUUUUUUCUUAAGAGCUCAACUAGAGGUUGGCAACUUUCAGAACUGACGUUUACAACUACUCCUUGGAUAUUUAUCGUUUGUACCACUAUAUGUCUAUAAUUGAUAUGUAUUUUGUUUUUUGCAGAUUUUCAUAUUUUUUGUUGUAAUUAUCUGUUAAGUGGUUCUAUAAUGAAGAACAAAGCAAUUGUAUUGAAUAAUCAAUCAUCAGUCGAUGGAAUAACAACGACUCCAUCAUCACCUGUAACCGAUGACCAUCAUCCACCAAAUGAAGAAACAAUUAUAUCACCCGAUUCCACACCAGUAAUUCGUAUUAGCGUUGAGCACAGUCGUCAACCUUCUCUCACUCAAUCAUUAGAUCACGAUGCCAUUGAAUCCUUAGAAUUAGUUUUAAAUAGUGUUGUCAAAGUCUUUUGUACAUCCACACCGUGUAAUUUUUACCUACCUUGGCAAAUGAAACAUCAAAAAACAAAAACAGCAUCUGGUUUUAUCAUUAAAAACAAGUGGAUUCUUUCAAAUGCUCAUGCCGUGACAAAUGCAUCUAGUAUUCGUAUUCGAAAACAUGGUGAUGCUACCAAAUAUUCUGCUCGUAUAUUGUAUAUUGCCCAUGAAUGUGAUCUUGUCAUAAUGACAGUAGAUGAACAAAAAUUUUGGUUAGGUUUAGAACCAUUAACAUUUUGUAGUGAUAUUCCACGAUUACAAGAAUCAGUAACGGUUGUUGGGUUCCCAAUUGGUGGUGAUAAUUUAUCUGUAACAAAAGGCAUUGUAUCAAGAGUUGUAAUGUCAACAUAUUCACAUUCAAAAGAAACAUUAUUAUCUGUUCAAAUUGAUGCAGCCAUAAAUCCGGGAAAUAGUGGUGGCCCAGCUAUACAAGGAAAACAUGUUGUUGGUAUGGCAUUUCAGGGUCAAGCACAAGCUCAAUCAAUUGGUUUUAUUAUACCUGUAUGUGUUAUUAAACAUGUUUUAGAUGAUAUUGAAUUGCAUGGCUGUUAUACUGCCUUUCCAUGUAUGUCGUUUAAUUGGCAAAAAUUAGAAAAUGAAUCACUUCGUGAAUAUUUAAAAAUUCCUAAUGAUAAACAUGGCAUAUUAAUGACAUCAAUAGAUCCCGCUUGUAUUCUUAGUCAAGUACUAAAAAAAUAUGAUGUUAUAACAGCUUUAGACGGUGUACCAAUUGCAGACGAUGGUACAGUAUAUUUUCGACGUGGUGAACGUUUAUAUUUUACAUAUAUGGAAAAAUCAAAAUUUGUUGGUGAUACAAUGAGAUUUACAAUUAUUCGAGAAGGUAAAGAGUUGAAUAUAUUGAGUUCAUUAGAAUAUAUUGAACCACUUGUUCCCAAACAACUUCAUGAUAAACAUCCUGAAUAUUUGAUAUAUGGUGGUAUUGUGUUUACGGUUUUAAGUCAAAGUUAUUUACAAGAAUAUGGUGAAGAUGAUUGGUAUAGAAAAGCACCGACUAAUCUCGUUAAUUUAACAUAUUUUAGUUUAAAAGAACAAUCAGAUACACAAAUUGUUGUUCUUAAUCAAAUUCUAGUUGAUGACAUUGUCAACUAUGGGAUAUCGAAUGGAUCAUUUUCAAAUUGUAUUUUGGAAACAAUGAAUGAUGUUAAAAUACGUAGUAUUCGACAUUUAGCACAAGAAAUUGAUCGUUUAUCAAAUACUGAAAGUGGUAAUGAAUAUAUUCGAUUUGGAUUAGAUCAUAAUCAACUCAUUAUCAUUUCAUGUGAACGAGCAAAAAAAUCAGAAGCAAGAAUUUUGAAACAAAAUUCAAUAUCACAACCAAGAAGUGAACAUUUAAUGUCUGUGCGAUUAUCGUCUAAAGUAAUUUAA